GGUGGAGGAGAGGUCUAUGCUUGAGGCAGAGGUACCGAGUCGCUGGGAACCACGGGAAGCAUCCGCGAUUUGCAAGCGGCGCGACGACGGAGGGGGGUACGGUGUUUUUUCUGGCGGUCCAGGAGGAAACUUUUCUGGGGCCCGCACGGCAACGGACUAGUCGCGUUUUAAUUGAAUUUGGUUCGAUCGCGUGAACCCAGAAGAACUGGAAGAGAGAGAGAAGGAGCUAAACUUGUUGUGUGUACGUGUUUGCAUGCGAGGUAGGCGAAUGCUUUUGCAACGCGGUAAUCGACGCUGGACGACCAUGAUUGGGUGAUUGGGUUUCCGUUCCGCUCGUGAAGAGGGAGUGCGCGCGCGCCUGUGUGUGGCUGAAGGGAGAGAGGGAAGGUUGUGCAGGGAAGUAUCGUGCUACUUCCCACCCUCUCCUCCGUACGCCCUUCGCCCUCUUGUGGGCACCUCCGUGAGUUGCCGGCGGUAUGGAUGCCUCCACGUGGUGCGUGGUGCGAUGCGGUCUCACCUGGCUCCUGCUCACCUUGACGUGGUCCUGCGGCGUCGCCAGCGGCGGAAAUGAAACCACGGUACCGGUCACCGAAGCGGGGACGACAGUGGUGGAGGACACUUUUGGUGCCGGACUGACGACGUUGGAUGAUACGUUCCUCUACCUGCGCGAUGCGAACAGCGAGGACUUGAAGGAUAAUGUCAUUCAAGUCGGGGGUCUGUUCGAGACAAAGGAGGACGCCAUCUUGUUCCAGGCAGCCGUGGAUGUCGUCAACGAGGACUCGAGCAUAAACAUGGAGCCCGACUUGCUUCCGCUCGUCGAACUGCUGCCGGAAGACGACAGUUACGAAGCGGUCAGGGACACGUGCCGGCUUCUUCUGCGGGGUGUGGGAGCCGUGUUCGGUCCCAUGUCUUCGAUGAGCGGCGAGCACGUGAGCGACGUCUGCAACAGCCUGAACGUGCCGCACGUGGAGACUCGCUGGGACCCGGCGCAGGAGGCGUACGACGACUCGCUCAACCUGUUCCCGGACCCCGCCGUGCUGGCCGAGGCCUACGUGGCUCUGAUGAGCCACUGGCAGUGGCGCUCAGUGGCCAUCGUUUACGAGGAGGACGAAGAAGUAGCCGAGAUGAAGGGCCUGCUGGAGGAGCUCCGCGAGGCCGACAUCGACGCGGACCACUACGCGCGCAACUCGACGGACUCCUUCCGCGACGUGCUCAAGCGCGUGCGCGAGGACGGCCACACGCACAUCUUCGUCGCCAUCGAGGAGGAGGACACCGAACCGUUCCUCAUGCAAGCACUCCAGAUCGAGAUGCUGAACGACGACUACAGCUACCUGUUCCGCUCCCUGGACUUCCACAUGGCUGACCUGAGCGACUUCAUCUACUGCAAGGCCAACAUCACGGCGCUGAGAAUCGUUGACGUGGAUGAUCCCGCUGCCACUGUGCUUGACAAGAAGAUCGAAGCACUCGAGGCGGAGAACACGCCCAAGCCUACCGUCGCGGCGACUGGUGAAGAAGAGGAAGAAGAAGACUACGAGGGAGAUGACGAUGACCACGUCAAGUUCCCCCUCAAGCUGUCUACUGACGCUGCCAUGCUAUACGACGCGGUGAAGCUUUUCGCCCUGAGCCUCAUCGAAUGGAAUGGCGGGAAGGACGCAGUGUUUCCUGCGCUUGACUGCAGAGAGGACACGGUUUCGGAUGACAACAACACUGACGAGCUCAUCGCAGUGAUGAAAAAGGUCCAGUUUGAUGGACUUACAGGCAUGGUAAAACUUGACAACAAAGGCGUUCGGACCGACGUUAAGCUCUAUGUGACCGAACUCGGACUGGAUGGAUUAGAGGAGAUUGGAACGUGGUCGCCUACUACUGGCUUGAACAUCACCGAGGACGAGGCGGAUGAUGAUGAAGACGAGGACGAAGUAUUGCGGGUUCUAUCUGUCGCCGUGAGUCCAUUCAUGAUGGUAAAUGUAAUAGACGGGAAGAAUGUCUACAGUGGCUUCUGCGUCGACCUACUUGACAAGCUGUCAGCGGAAAUGGACUUCAAAUACGAGCUCCAUGUUGUGGCGGACAGCAAACGUGGCAGUCCAAAUGCUUCGGGACACUGGGACGGAAUGAUUGGAGAAGUGAUAGCCGGCAGAGCUGACCUGGCUCUAGCCGACCUGACCAUCACCGAGCACCGAGAGCGGGUGAUCGACUUCACGUUGCCCUACAUGACGGCUGGUCUGGUGGCGGUCUCAAAGAAAGGAGAACCCAGGAACCCCGGGGGCAUUUGGUCCUUCUUCCUGCCCCUGACGCGAGAGGUAUGGAUUUACAUCCUGCUGGCCACGGCAUGCACCGUAUUCGUGAUGUACAUCAGCGCGAGGCUUAGUUUCCGGGAGUGGAUGUUGGUGGACGACGGUAAAGGUGGCGAGUGCAUGGAGAACCGCUUCAACCUGUUCAACUGUUUCCUGUUCGUGCUCACGACUCUGCUUCAUCAGAGAGUGAGCCUCGACCCCAGGGCACCAGCGACCCGUGUGUUGGCUGGCUUCUGGUACUUCUUCACUUUCAUCGUGCUGGCGAUCGUGGUGAGCAACCUGUGCGAGAGCAUCUUGUGGCAAGACAGCGGACCGGACUACGACUCCGUCGACGAGCUCAUGAAGACCCCCGGCUUCACCUACCUCGCCAUACGAGGUGGUAGCACACGCUCAUUCCUUGAGCACUCCAGCGUCCCCCUGCACCAAAGGUUGUCGCAGUUCGUUGAACGUAGCGGACGCAACAACCCGGGCACGUUCGCAGAGGGUCUCGAUCGCGUCAAGAACGAGGAGAAAGUGGCCUUCAUCAUGGAGUACGCGGCCGCCGCCUACAUCACGCAGAGCGACUGCGAGUUCACCAUGACCGACACUUUCGUGCACCACUCGGCGUACGGCAUCGCCACUGCCAGAGGCUCCGAAUAUCGCAGCCUCCUCUCCGAGGGCAUUCUGAAGCUCCAGGAAGACGGGCGUCUGCAGUGGCUCCAGGAACGCUGGUGGAAACCCAACCAGUAUUGUGGCCAGGGUGACGACCUAGACGGCGACGGCGACGGUGACAGUGACGAGGAUGACGAGGAGGCGCACUCGCUCGAGGCCCGAGUUCAGAUUCGCCAGCUGACCGGAGCGGACCUUGCCGGCGCAUUCGUGAUCGUCUACGUGGGUUUCAUCAUCGCUGCCAUCUUCGCUGUUGGCGAGCUCUUCUACGUCUUUAGCACUAGGGCCAAGAGGGAGACGCACUUGAACUCCAUCGCCGUCUCAGACCACAUGAAGCAGGCUGGAUACGUCUGGAGGAAGUCGAUGGACCUGACCGAGAUGACAAUGUGAUCGCGCGGCUUUCUCCUGCAUUGUCAAGGGCUUUGAAGACGCACCUUUUCGCGUGCCCGUGAACGACAGUGCCCCGAGAGCACUUGUGAUUUAUUUGACGAAACAAUGUUUUUCAAUGUGUGCAUGUUGCAUUCUGACUUCCCUACCAAUUGAAGAAAGGGUCGCGGAAAGGUCGCGAAGCUUGGAGAACGGAACGUGAAACGAUGUCCGUGUGCAGUUCUCUACCUGAUGUGCCACAUCACAAAAAGAACGCUCGCGGUUUCAAUUUCUGAACACUUUUAAACAGACUGCAUAAACAAGGUGACACGUGCAUAAGAGUUUUGAGGCAUAGGAAAACCAUCGGCUUUGUUCUCCUAACACAUUCACUUACUUAGACUCGUCAGUUUUAUGCUGUAAACAGAGACAUCGCACUCAGAUGGUUUCCGGUGCUAUAGACGGUAUAAUAAGCCUGUGCCUACUAACUGGGCCAACAAGCGACGUAGGGGCACUGAGAUGGACAUGUGCGCAUCAUUGUGUCCCUUUUAACUGAUUCGUGAUUCGAGUAAAUCCUCGACUUCAUGCCUUGUUAAUUGGCUUCGAUUCUACACUCGGGCAGAGAAUGUCUCAAAUACACUUUUCCGUAUUACAUUUUGUAUACUUUAAUGGGAAGUCUUGAACAUAUUUUGGAGAGGGGGACGGGGUGGCCGUGACGGGAUGUUUAUAGCUGUGGUGCUUCGCAGCAAAGCAUCAACCUGGGAAGCACUGCGGAAAGGCAUGCGACACUUGAUGGGGCGAUCUCAUAAUCGGCAGGUUCACAUUUCGUGCCGAAACUGUCGAUAUGUCGGUCGCCUGGCAACUGGAUUGAUUUUCUUCUUGUGCGAUAACUUACCUAUCGUGAAAGAGUGUUAUGAAGUCUCACUUCUACAUUAGACAAGUGUUGUACACCUUUACUGCAGAGCGACAUCCGGGAAAUAGAAUGAGGCGUAAAUUCUUGUGAUGCUUGUUUCUUGCCAUGCGAAGGAGCUUUACUGGUUCUACACACAAAUACCGACUUUGUGUCAGCAAAGCUGUGGCAUUACACCUGAUCUUAGUGCCAUUUAUGGGAUGGUGAAAUAGGCACGUGAAGCAACAAUGAAACUGCCAGUACCUCUGAGCUUUUGCUUGAGCAAUACGAGCUGUACAUUGGGAUGUGAGAAAGAAUGUAAUAAACGAUUUAUUCGUUUA
Dermacentor silvarum is the source of this 4532-nucleotide messenger RNA. Its product is annotated as glutamate receptor ionotropic, kainate 2. NCBI's taxonomy places the organism in Eukaryota, Metazoa, Arthropoda, Arachnida, Ixodida, Ixodidae. The record is from RefSeq and is a predicted model, not a curated record. The transcript has 15 exons. Gene Ontology annotation, biological process: synaptic transmission, glutamatergic; modulation of chemical synaptic transmission. Gene Ontology annotation, molecular function: glutamate-gated receptor activity; transmitter-gated monoatomic ion channel activity involved in regulation of postsynaptic membrane potential. Gene Ontology annotation, cellular component: postsynaptic membrane; plasma membrane. The coding region runs from base 477 to 3329 and encodes 950 amino acids.